ACACGAACAUUAAAUUUAGGAUAAUUUUAGAAGGUUUUUAACUAGCUAGUCGCUAAGAAUGCAAGGCCUGGCUUCAGUUUAUACGUAAAAAACAAAAUGUGAUUAUAGGUUUCUUGACUCUUUGACAUCGUUGAGUGCAGAGGGUCAACCUUACCUCAAAUCACUAUUUUAGUGCUCUCGUGUUUUAACUAUUGGUCACGGGCCGAAACACUUUGCAAAUCACGAUCUGUCUAUGCUUAGAGACAGAAAUGCUUUUUUGUCUUAACCUAAUAUGCAUUAAAAUGCACUGAACAUCUUAAACAGAUAAAGCUUUUUGUGAUAAGCAACAGAUUAGUGAUAUAAAUAGCUGCUACUUGAGAUGUGACUAAUUGCAAUAGUUGCAUUUUGUGACGCACAAAUGUCAGGGAGGUGAACCAUUGACGGCGUUAUCAGGAUAGGCAGAAACACGAUCUGUUCAUAAAUUUGCGGAAAUCAUUUGUGAUACACAUUCUCCCAACUCCUUCCGUAAGUAAACAUACGAACGAUAUAGUAUUUUGAUAUGAACGGCAGGCUGUCGACCGCGUUAAACGUUGAGGAAAUUACAAACGGUGGAGAGGUUGUAUUUUCGCCACAACUGUGCUCUUCGCCGUCAAUAGAAGAAGAAGAAAUGGAUGUCCUUGCUACUUCAAUGAGCGCCGACGAGGAGUCACUGUUUGUUGCAGUUCGAAGUGGUAACAAGAAAGCAGUUCAAGAUUUGCUCAGCACCAAACGUGUUGACGUCAAUCGCCGAAAUGCUAACGGUGAAACUGUUCUACAAAUAGCAGUCGAAGAAGAAGCUCUCGACAUCAUGCAAACACUUCUCAAAAACAAUGCUGAGAUCGGUUCGGCGUUGUUUCAAGCCGUCAGGAACAAUUCUUUGCAGUGUGUGAGAAUUUUGGUGGCUUACGACAAAAGUCGUAAAAGCUUCGGUGCAAAAUCGCUCGAAAACUUCUCCACCAAAGGAGGGGGGAAAUGUUUAGGAAAGUUUGACGAAUUUUUGACUCCACUCGGCUUGGCUGUGUUAAAUGGAAACUACGAAAUUGUCGAAUUCCUUGUCAGUAAAGGUUACAAAGUUGAGGAUCCAGCUACGCAGAAAAGUCAAGACUUCUCCGAACAAUACGAGAGGGAAUCGAUGAUCAGGCUUAAAAAUUCUGUCGUGAAAUUAAAUACUUACCGCGCAUUGGCGAGCCCUCUGUAUAUAUCACAACUGUUCCUACACGAAAGCAAAAGUUUGAGUUCAAGGAAAGCGGAACAUUCAGCCAGCGACCCAUUGUUUCGGUCUAUCGUUUUAAAAAGGAAAUUAAAAAAACUUUCCUUUAGUGAAGGCGAGUUUCGAGAUGAUUAUCGAGCUCUGUCCGCUCAGUGUGAAAAUUUUGCGAUUCGCUUGUUGGACGAAUGCAGAAAUCUCGAAGAAAUCGCCGCUGUCAUGGACAUGCCGGAACUGGACAAGAUGGAGGAAGACUUGUAUCUGAGGAAUAAGGAACAACAAUUGCGCGUGCUCAACCUCGCUAUAAAGUAUCAGAAUAUAAAGUUCAUAGCUCACCCUUACAGCCAGGUAAUGCUCAACUCAGUGGUCUAUAAGGGUACAUCUGGUUGGCAGCAAAUGCGUUUUCCUCUCAAACUGUUCCUGGUGAUUUUGUACGCUCUUUUCAUGCCGCUGUGCAUGCUGGUGUAUCUGCUCACUCCAACCAACUCUCUUACAAAGAAGUUAGAGAUACCCUUGAUGAAGCUGAUGAGCCAGGUCUCCUCUGUUAUGUGGUUCCUGGUUCUGAUAACACUGUCUGCUUUCCAGGAUUAUUAUGAGUCGUCCUUGCGAUUGUCGGCAAUGAAUGUAAUCAUUGGCAUCUGGGUGAUUGGAAUGACAGUUCAAGAAGUCAAACAAGCACUUCAUCAAGGAAAAGAGCGAUACUUUUCCGAAUGGUGGCACCUUGCUGUAAUACCCAUGAUCAUCUCCUAUAUCAUAGCCGCUGUUCUAUGGAUCGUGGGCUACGCAUACAUAGCCUCGGAUUCGGGUGAAUGGACCGUGCACGUCCGAGAGCUACUGGGUUCCACAUCCCUCACACCGUACCACCUGUUGCUGUUAUCCAACAGUUUUUACUCCUUUGCAGUUGUACUUACUUUCUUCGAAGCCUCUCAUACUCUACAAGUGAACUCUACCUUGGGGCCGCUACAUUUGUCUCUUAUGAAUAUGGGCAAAGAUAUCUUGAAGUUUUUUCUUCUUUUUGCUCUCAACGUUUGUGCGUUUGCCCUUGCCAUGAGAAAACUGUACUCACAGUACGUGCAGUCGACCACAGCACAUGUUGAUAUGGAAAACAACAGCACCACAACCCAUGCUUUUGAAAGUAUCGAUGGCGUUGUAAGUACUUUAUUCUGGGCCCUGUUCGGGCAUGUGGAAAUAUCGACCUUUGACACGAAUGAAAACGCUAUGAUAACCCAAGUCACUGGAAAUCUGCUCUUCGCCACUUACAGCCUCGCUUCCGUGUUAGUUGCCAUGAACCUCCUGAUUGCGAUGCUUAGUAAUACUUUCAAGAAAGUUUCUGAGGAGAAGGACAUCAAAUUCAAGUUUGCCCGGACCCGUGUUUGGAUGUAUUACGUCAGUAGGAUCAGUCCUCUACCUCCUCCGUUUAACUUGUUUCCGGUCGAAAAGAUCGCUUUGGGAAUCCGCCGGCUCGUGACACGAUGCACCUCAAUGGGGGAGUGUCUCGUCUGCAAUGAGAAGCAAGAAUCGUCUCCAAAAACCAAGACAAGUGAGAGGAGACGUCGAAUGGUCAUCAAAAACCUAAUCCACCGCUAUUUUGCUGUGAACGGAAAAACACAAAAAGAGGAUGCGGUUGAAGAUUAUCCACCUCCAGAAGAGUUACAAUGCAAACUGAUGGAGGUCACUAAUACAUUACAGAAUAUACAAACCGCGAUAAAGCGGUUCCGUCAACAAACACCAACGGAAAACAACAAGAAUGAGAAAACAGAAUCAAUCGAAUGAUGCAGCCUGUUUUAAAAAAUUCAUUGCCAAGACAAUAAUUUACUCGCCUUACCAGCGAGACGGAUUUUGAAAUGAAAAAUAAGUUGUCAGUGUAAAGUGGAAGAUUUUGUUAUAUAAUAACAGUUAAUCACUUGGCCACUCUUGUACAUACGACUAAAUAUAUCUUAUUGUGUAUGCUCGAUGAUCAAAGAAUUAAGUGUUUUCAAGAAUGCUGAAAUAGCUUUGUGCCAGUCGAUUUAAGACACAAAUGGAUCGCUUGUAAUGUGAAGGAGCCUUAACACCAAUACUGAGCUGUCCUCCUGUGUCUCCUAUGUGGUCGAUACAGUUUAAAACAGUUGUUAACUGUCUCUCAUCCACGAUAAUUAAUUUUAACGUCUUGUUAUGAGUAUAACAUUGCUCACAAUUACUAAAGAAUUGUCGAAGUUUUAAUGGACAAAGAUUACAAAAUCAAGAAUCCAUUAGCGUGACAUUUCAUAUCAUCAUGAAUGUCAACGGAGAACCGGAGCGUAAAAAGUGAAACAAUUAAACCGAUCUCUCUUUUAUCAAU
Messenger RNA from Stylophora pistillata, 3545 nucleotides. RefSeq names its product short transient receptor potential channel 6. Gene Ontology annotation, biological process: calcium ion transmembrane transport; regulation of cytosolic calcium ion concentration. The record is from RefSeq and is a predicted model, not a curated record. Lineage: Eukaryota; Metazoa; Cnidaria; Anthozoa; Scleractinia; Pocilloporidae. Gene Ontology annotation, molecular function: store-operated calcium channel activity; protein binding; inositol 1,4,5 trisphosphate binding. Gene Ontology annotation, cellular component: plasma membrane; cation channel complex.